Armigeres subalbatus is the source of this 1980-nucleotide messenger RNA. RefSeq lists its product as uncharacterized. The record is from RefSeq and is a predicted model, not a curated record. The coding region runs from base 1 to 1980 and encodes 659 amino acids. Gene Ontology annotation, biological process: DNA replication, removal of RNA primer. The transcript has 2 exons. Gene Ontology annotation, molecular function: nucleic acid binding; RNA-DNA hybrid ribonuclease activity. Lineage: Eukaryota; Metazoa; Arthropoda; Insecta; Diptera; Culicidae.
AUGGCCAAUCGAAGGCUCAUCGAGCUACUGGAGAGAGGCGGCCACCUGGAUAACAGGCAACACGCGUUCCGACCAGGCAAGGGUACCAACACCUACUUCGCCGCACUGGGUCAAAUACUGGACGACGCAAGAAGGAAAGAGCACCACGUCGAAAUGGCAUCGUUGGACCUCUCGAAGGCGUACAACCGCACCUGGACACCCGGUGUACUAAAAAAACUGAAGUCGUGGGGGAUUACCGGCAACAUGUUGCAGUUCAUCAAAAAUUUCCUAUCAGACCGAACCUUUAGGGUCCUGGGCUCAGUAAUUGCCGUCACCCUCUUCCUCAUCGCGAUGGAAGGCGUCUUCGACCGACUACCGAAAGGGAUAUACAUCCUGGUGUACGCCGACGACGUCCUGCUGGUGGUUACAGGAAAGCACCCCAAGGCUACGCGGCGGAAACUACAAGCGGCCGUCAACGACGUGGCCAAAUGGGCCAAAUCAGCCGGCUACGUUAUGUCUGCGGGUAAGUGUUCCCGAACCCAUAUAUGCAGCAUCAACCAUCGACCUCCAACCCAACCCAUCGCCAUCGACAAAAUCCCCAUCCCUACCAAGAAAACCUGCAAGAUCCUCGGUGUCACAGUGGACAGGAAACUCAAUUUCAGUGACCACUGCAACCGAGUACGGGGUGAAUGUGCAUCCAGAAUCAACAUCGUAAAAAGCAUUUCAAAAAGAAGAUCUAGGAGCGACCGCCCAACGCGGCUCCGAGUAGCGAAUGCAAUCAUCUGCAGUCGACUCCUCUACGGCAUCGAGCUGAGCAGCCUCAACCUUGACAACCUUAUCGCCCUGCUAGGGCCAACAUAUAACAGGACCAUCCGGAUAGUCUCCGGACUGCUCCCGUCGACCCCGGCGGAUGUGGCCUGCGCCGAGGCCGGUGUGCUACCCUUCCGUUUCCAAGCUACCGCCGCCCUCUACAGCAGGGCCAUCGGUCACUCCGAGAGAACAAAAGCAAGCCGAAACCACGACUACCUCAACGACAACGCCAACACGGCUCUUCACAACCUCUGCGGUAAAAGCAUCCCCAAGAUCGCCGGCCUCCGACGCCUGGGACCGAGACACUGGCAAACCCCCCCUCCCAAAGUAGACCUCAAGCUCAAAGAACGCCUCUCAAGAAACCCAAACCCAGCUGUAGCACAGGAAACCUUCAAAAACCGCAUCCGGGAAAGGUACCAGAAACACGACAUCCGAUUCACGGACGGGUCCAAGGCUGCCGGCAGAGUCGGCAUCGGAAUUUACUCCUCCACCCUCGAUGAAUCGUACCGACUGUCGGACCGUUGCACGGUCUACUCAGCUGAAGCAGCCGCAAUCUUCAGGGCCAUGGCCAUACCCAGCACACUGCCAAUCCUCAUCGUUUCGGACUCGGCUAGUGUCCUAACAGCCCUGGCGUCACCAGCCAGCAAGCAUCCAUGGAUCCAAGCGAUCGAAUCAGUAGCCAACCGCAACACCACACUCCUCUGGGUACCCGGCCACGCAGGAAUACCCGGCAACGAAUAUGCAGACGCACUGGCCAAUCUCGGAAGAACCGACGGCUUUAUGAGCAGAGAAGUCCCGGCAGCGGACGCCAAACUGUGGGUAAAAACAGAAAUCGCCACAGCAUGGGCAAACGACUGGCGACGGCAGAGAAACUUCUGUCGCAUGCUGAAGAACUCGACCCUACCAGGCAACGACAGCGACAACCGUCACGAGCAAGUGGUGCUCUCCAGGCUGAGAACGGGCCACACCAACGUCACCCAUAACUUGGGUGGCACCAACAUACAUAACAGAUGCGAGGAGUGUGAUUGCACUCUGAACAUCAACCACAUCUUCGGCACAUGCCCGAUCUACUACACAGCCCGCACCAACAACAACAUCUCCAAUGCCUACUCGGCCCUGCAAAACAACCCGCUGGACGAGAGGAACACAAUUAACUUCCUCAAAGACGCCUACCUCUACACUAGGAUAUAA